AUGGCUGAGGGAGAAGUAAAGCAAGAUUUCAAGAUGGAAAGUCCAUCAAACUCGGCUUUGAUGUUACCUAGCACUCCACAAGCUGGUGCCAAUCCACCAUCUCCCCAUUCAAGUAGUUUAAGUAAACAACCUAUGAGUGCAACCCUUAGAGAACGAUUAAGGAAAACCAGAUCUUCAUUUAAUUCCUGUUACAGUGUGGUAAAACGACUUAAAGUAGAGAGUGAAGAAAAUCAUCAGACUUCAGAGAAAUCAGCACCUUCAACAGAAGAAAGCUGUUUGGAAUUUCAUGAAAGUUUUAAACAUACAGAUAGUGAAUUUGAAGAAAGUACAUAUUUAAAAGAUACUUUCAAGAAUAUAAAUGUUUGUGAAUCUAAAUCACUUGAUACUGAGUCAUGCAGUGAUUUCCAAAAUGACUUUAUGAAUGAGAAUCUUGCCAAACAUGAACUAAACAAAGAAAAAGCAAAAUUGAUGAAGCAGAUUCAAGAGAAAGAAGACCUUCUUCGGAGGCUGAAGCUAGUCAAAAUGUAUAGAUCAAAGAAUGACCUGUCUCAGUUACAGUUGUUAAUAGAGAAGUGGAGAAGCUGUAGCCAGCAGUUGCUUUAUGAGUUGCAGUCAACUAUGUCUGAGGAGAACAAGAAACUAAGCCUUACUCAGCUGAUAGACCAUUAUGGGUUAGAUGAUAAAUUGCUACACUAUAACAGAAAUGAAGAAGAAUUUAUAGGUGUUUAA
This is a messenger RNA of Rangifer tarandus platyrhynchus (Svalbard reindeer), 729 nucleotides long. NCBI's taxonomy places the organism in Eukaryota, Metazoa, Chordata, Mammalia, Artiodactyla, Cervidae. The record is from the annotation of a GenBank genome assembly.